Molecule: messenger RNA, 2988 nt
Organism: Amoebophrya sp. A120
Lineage: Eukaryota; Dinophyceae; Syndiniales; Amoebophryaceae
Source: the annotation of a GenBank genome assembly
AUGGCGUUGCUGGAUGUGCAGGAGGCACAAUCGCUAGCGUUCUCGAGGAGGUGGCCGCGGUUGCGUUGUCUGGCCGCACGGCUCAUGGUCUGGACGACCAGAGCAACGCUUGUCGCGUUGCUCUUUGUUCGCGGGAGCGAGCUGCUUCAAGAAGUGCAGUCCAGCGAGGACAGCGCGUUCCGCCAAGGUGGUAAUGUGCGAGGACAUAUUACACUAAGCGAAGAUCAGAAGGACCUGGCUGCUGUACAGCAGCCCGGGGGCGAAAAGUCGAAGCUACUUUCCGACCGGGCUCCUGCGCUCAAAAGUGUUGGCGAGGAGGUGCCAGCAUUUUUCCAGUACGACACAAGUCGACCACGACCGCUGGGCAACGACGCAGAACUUGAUACAGCGGAAGCGUUUCUGCAGAACAAUGGCUGGGCACAGGAUCAUGCCGGGGCUGAAGAGGCCCCGACGACAGCUGCUACGCGCGUGCCGAAGACAGUACACAACGGGCCAGCGCCGGUUGCUAUUGCUUCGAAGGAUGAAGAAACAACUACAACAGGAGGACAACUUCAACUUGCUGGUGCGCGGGUGACAGCGUUAACGGGAAAGAGUGCUGCCCUUGCAGGAGAAAAAAAUCGGGUGGAGGGGGACCACGAGCAGCAGUGGCUUCAGAUUGGAGCACAUGCCACAUCCGAAAACACGGGAACAAGCAGGACAUCGGGGGCCAGCGCCAUGAACGCGCAGAAAGAUGAGGCACAACCUCCUCACCAGCCGUCACCGCUGGAGCAGCAAAUUUUGCAGAUGCAGGAGAAGAUGUCAAUGCUCGAGGUGGAGACGCAGCAAAAGAUGGCAACUCGCGACGCGGAGACGCAGCAAAAGAUGGCAACUCGCGACGCGGAGACGCAGCAGAAGAUUUCAGCGCUCGAGGCGGAGACGCAGCAGAAGAUUUCCAUGCUCGAAGCAAACGCCACUGCCUGCACCAACAACGUGACCGACCUCGUGAGCGCGAGCGCAGACAUGCGCCACGCCGGGGGGGUCGUGGAGGAGGUUGGUGGACUGUUUUUGGCGCACAUGUUCGCUAUGUCGAAGGGGGAUUACGUUGCCGCUGUGGUGUACCUCCUUUCCGGAUUUGCGGCCGCGCUUAUUGUCGUCGCGUUGCCGAUUCGCUUGGUCUUUUUUCCCAGGGAAUACCACCCAGAGGAAGAGUCAGAGGGCGGCGAAGAUGUCACUCCGGGACCUCCACAGCAGGGAGUGAGCGCCGUGGCAGGUGGUGAUCAAGCAGACCUUCUUUCGGCCGACCACACAAAUCCACCAUCGCCGAAGCCGGAAAAAUACUGGCUACUUCCCUGGGAUUUCGCCAAGCAAGGAACUUUGUCAAGUGUGUGCCAGCGACCGGAUAGCACGGAGGGCAAGAUCUUUACUACGGGUUUGGUCAUAGCCGAAGUUUGCACACUGCUCUCGCGCUACACACUGAUCGUGUACGACCGCAACUGUAUGGGGUGGGCGAGCGUUGUGAGCCAAAGACUGGACUCCAUAGGCACCGAGCGAUCCAUCGAUCUGGCGUUUCGUGUGAUUUGGUUGAUCGUUCCGCCUGUCCUCAUGAUCAUCACGGCCGCGGUGCCGAGCAACAGUUUCGGGGCGAACGUUCGAAACGCAGCUCGGACGACGACGACGGCAGGACAUGCAGCAGGUUCGGGAAGUAGCACCACCCGAAAUCGAAAUCGAAAUCGUGUGUCGGUGAUCCACGAGGACGAUACUCGGAAAUGGUUACUGCGAGGAAAAAUCCCCCCUCCCCAUAUCGAAAAGGCCUGUUUUUCAAAAUUUGCGAUGCUGAUUUGUGGUGACAAAUCAAGUCUGUCUUGCAAGAGAGCAAAGCCAAGGCUUCCGCUGCAUUUCGCAGGCGAUUUGCAAUGCUUCUACGCAGCUACUAGGGCAGACAUGCUAAGUACCUACCCCAAGCCACCCCUUUUGCGGGCUUUGUAUCUGUCUGCAGUCCCCCACCGCAAGACAAAUCCUACACAAAUCCGGCAAAAAAAAAUCCUGCAUCACAGAUUUCCAUUUCGAUAUGGGGAGGGGGAAUUCUUCCUUUUGAUAAUGGUCGCAGGGAUUUCAUAGGACCGUUGGGGCCGCAGUCGCACUGCGGUUAAUCUUCGAGACGCGACAGUUGUUCCAAGAGCCUGUCGACCUCUCCGUUGCACUGUUUGGGCUGUCGGAUCCGCUGGAUGGGCACGACCUACCUGGGUAUGUGAAUGCAGGCGAGCAGCGAGUGGUGCCCCGAUGUUAUAGCGAGAGCAAGACUUCUUACUGGACGCAGGCCUAUCGCGGCUAUUAUUUGGGUCGAUUGGUGUGGCUCUUUCUCGGGUGGCUCUUUUCGCUAGUAUUUGUUGCCCUACAAGCUGCCGUGAUUUGGCAGCACCGACAUGCCGAGGACCGUCCAGCCAAGGACCGCUCAUCGCAGUCUGCGGCCUAUCUCGGAGACGAUCGUUUGGCUCCGCAGUCGGCGAGCCUGAUUCUUCCGCGGCUCUCGUUUACGGCCGAAAUUCUUGCCAUGCUCACGGUGCAAGCGCUACCCUUCUGGCCCGUCCUUCUGAAGGUAGUGCGGCAUGUGCAAGGUGCAAAUUGGGUCCCGCCACUGACAUCCUUGGAAGGUUUGCUUGCAGCGUCGUUUGAGCACCUUUGGGGUCACCAUCCACAGUGCGGGCAUUACUUUGAUACGGACAAGUGGUGCAGAAACCAGCCGGACUACUGGAUGUGGUUUACACAUCCGGACAGCGGCAUGGUGCAUCGAUAUCAUUCAUCGAAUUGAGAGACGCCAUACGAAAUAGCUUGGUCUUGGGCGAUGCCACACUGAGAGACGCCAGACUUGAUGAAGAAAUGAAAAGAAUCAAUACUGGUGCUCAUGGGUAAACGGCAAAGCGCUGCGUUGUGCCUUACCCUUACCGACUGGUCCUCGUACGAGGGGGAUCAGGCGUGAACAAGGAACAUUCUUGGUCAUUGGCCAUGGCC